Messenger RNA from Coccidioides immitis RS, 1333 nucleotides. RefSeq names its product F1F0 ATP synthase assembly protein Atp11. Bases 127 to 1173 code for a protein of 348 amino acids. Lineage: Eukaryota; Fungi; Ascomycota; Eurotiomycetes; Onygenales; Onygenaceae. The transcript is spliced from 2 exons. Gene Ontology annotation, biological process: mitochondrial proton-transporting ATP synthase complex assembly. Gene Ontology annotation, cellular component: mitochondrion. The record is from RefSeq and is a predicted model, not a curated record.
GUUGUCUCUGCUACUUCUGACGAUAUUGGGAAUCUGUUAUAAACCCCCUCGACCACGCAGACAAUACCCAGACACUAAGGCGGGUUGGCCUGUUAGGACUUCUGCAGCUCCGCAAGUUUCGGCGCGAUGGCGCUUCGUUCCCCAGCAUUUCGGAACCUCCUCGGCUUUCAUACUUCGAUAUCGCCUGUCAAGCAUAUUCAAAGACGCUGGGCGCAGGUUCAUGAUGUCCGAUUUGUUGCGACACACCAGCCAAACAAUGUGCUGGCGAGAUACAAAGAUAAGCUCGAUCAGAAAGCGAAACAGGAAGGCCAUUCGUCUAUAUCUUCCCUAAAGGAAGCUUAUCAGGACAAAAUUCAAGCCGUGCGCGUAGCUGAUGCUCUGCAAUCGACACCUCCCCAGCCAAAUCCAACGCAACCUGUUCCACCCUCUUCCUCUCCUAGAUCCCGGACGACCCAGGCUUCCAGGGUCUCAAGUUCUCGUGGGAAAUCCGCCACACCAGGCAUUAAACCUCUGUCCGCAUACCUCGACAUCCAAAAAAUUCUCACCCUCCCACAAAAAGAAAUAGAAACCCUCUGGCGCCUAAGACACGCCCCGAACCCAAACUCAGUAUGCGCGACCAUUCCGCUGGAAACGUAUCACAGAAUCAUCAAAACCGCAAAACAGAAUCCCCAAUUUAUCUUACCUUUACCCCGAGAAAUCGAAACCCCCGCAGAAGACGCGAAUUCUAGCAAUGGCUCUUCUACCCAGACCGCCACAGCUGCGGAAAUGCACUUCCUCCAAUGGGGUUUUCACCCACCCUCGUCGACUCCAACCGCUACACCCACUUCCCCUGAUUUCCGAACUGAAAACACCCACACGUCCACCGUAAUAUUCACCCAUUUGGCGUCGUACAAGCUCCACGGAGCUUACUCACAGCCCCACACAAUAAUAACCCACCAUCUGGAUUUAGCUGAUGAAAAGGGGCUGGUACUCAUGAACGGCACAGUGGUGCCAGAUAGAGGCGUAAGCCUAGACGAGGCGAAAUUGUUGAUUAUGUGGCUGCAGCGGUUUUAUGACUGGGGUGUUGACGGAAGUCAGGGCGGCAGGAAGGGAGAGAUGUUGAGAAUGUUCAGUCGAGGAGAUGUGGAAGGAUUUAAAGUCGAGGACUUGGUCGAAGAGGUCGAAAGAGUUUAGUUAAUAGGGAGAUGAUGUGACUUGGUUGACCUAUUGUAUAUAUACGUUUUAGGCUGCAUAUUGGAGCCAGGAAUGAGCUCCUCGGGCUGGAUAUAAAAGAAACAGAUCCUAAAAGAUUAGUCAGGUUCUCACCUACCUGGCGCUUUACCGCUGCUCUUGA